Syngnathus acus (greater pipefish) is the source of this 3359-nucleotide messenger RNA. Its product is annotated as LIM/homeobox protein Lhx1-like. Gene Ontology annotation, biological process: regulation of transcription by RNA polymerase II; neuron differentiation. The transcript is spliced from 5 exons. Gene Ontology annotation, molecular function: RNA polymerase II transcription regulatory region sequence-specific DNA binding; DNA-binding transcription factor activity, RNA polymerase II-specific. The record is from RefSeq and is a predicted model, not a curated record. Lineage: Eukaryota; Metazoa; Chordata; Actinopteri; Syngnathiformes; Syngnathidae. Bases 430 to 1632 code for a protein of 400 amino acids. Gene Ontology annotation, cellular component: nucleus.
UCUAUACUGACAUUACAACAGAGGCAAAAUGGGACUCAAAUGGCAAGGUUGGACACACUGACAGAAUCCCUCGUUAUUUUUUCACUAUUCUUCACACAAUCCGGGAUUUACUGACAAACACGCAGACGUGGGUUGAUAUUGACUCUGCUAUUUCUGAGCUCAUUUUGAUUGGCCCAUCGUUUUCGUAUUUAUGACAGAAAUGUUUUCUACCAGUCUUUUUUCAACAGAUGACCUGUUGUUUGGAGCUGUUGAUCUUAUGUGGAUUGUUUUGACAUGUUCAAAUCCUUUGGAUAAUCCUUGUCAUUAUUCACAUUGACUUGGAUGCGCGGGGAUCCUUGGAUAAGAGCGCCGAGGUGACGAGGAGACUGGAAUACACCCCGUAGCAUUGUGUGUAAAAAUAGAUUUAUUUAUUGGAAUUAACUCUGCACGAUGAUUCAUUGCGCCAACUGCGAAAAACCAAUUGUAGAUCGGUUCUUGCUCAAAGUUCUGGACCGACCGUGGCACGUUCAGUGUGUACAAUGCUGCGAAUGCAAGUGCACUUUGACAGAAAAGUGUUUUUCACGAGAAGGCAGACUCUAUUGCAAGAAUGACUUCUUCAGGAGAUUUGGGACCAAGUGUGGAGGUUGCUCCCAGGGGAUUCUGCCCAGUGAUCUUGUCCGGAGGGCGAAGAGCAAAGUGUUCCACCUCAACUGUUUCACUUGUGUGAUGUGCAACAAGCAGUUGUCAACCGGCGAGGAGCUCUACAUCCUGGACGAAUUCAAGUUCGUUUGUAAGGAGGACUACCACAACAAUAACGGCAAAGACACCAUUCAGCUCUCAGUGACGACGUGUAGCGACCCCAGUUUAUCUCCGGACUCCCAGGACCUGCAGCAGGAUGACUGCAAGGACUCAGAAGCCGGCCAUUUGUCGGAUAAAGACGUUUGCCCCAAUGAGAACGACGAGCAGGGCGCAGUGGGGAAAAGACGCGGGCCUCGGACCACCAUCAAGGCCAAGCAGCUGGAAACCCUGAAAGCGGCUUUUGCGGCCACACCGAAGCCCACCAGACACAUUCGAGAGCAGCUGUCGCGGGAGACUGGUCUCAACAUGAGAGUCAUCCAGGUGUGGUUCCAAAACCGGCGGUCCAAAGAGAGGCGCAUGAAGCAACUGAGCGCGCUCAGUGCCAGGAGACACAUGUUCUUCCGCAGCCCGAGAAGGAUGCGAGCUCUCGGAGAACGGGUGGACACCGCCGAGCUUGGCCAUUUCUCCUACUAUGGAGAUUAUCCUGGUGAAUAUUACGGCCCAGCUGGGAAUUAUGAAUACUACCAAGGCCCACCAUCAUCCCAGGCGCAGACGCCAGCAGACUUGGGCUUCGUGCCCUCAGCAGUCCCUGCCGGCACCCCCUUAGGGGCCAUCGAGCACCGCCACCCCGGGCACCACUGUCCAGGAGAGGUGCAGUGUUACCCUGACACGGUGUCACACCACCCGGUUAACUCACCCAGCCCGGAACCCAAUGCACCGGGCUCCAUGCACAGCAUCUCCAGUGAGAUGUGUGGGCCCAGCACGCCGUUCACCGCCAUCACUCUCGGCGACAACGGCUACACCAACCAACUGUCACAGCCCUCGUCCGAGGUGAGCGAAGGAACUGUGUGGUAACCCUGGGUGUUCUGAAGGCAAAUCAUCACUUUAUUUAUUCAUUUGUCACUUUAUUUAUUUAUGUAUUUAUUUAUCACUUUAUUUAUCACUUUAUUUAUUUAUAUAACUUAUUUAUUUAUGUCAUGUUUUAAAUAACAAAAUAUUCGUUAACACGUUGAUUAUAUUCACAUGGGACUCGAGUACUAUGUGCUGGUUUAGUGCUGAACCUCUUUGACGGAGCAAUAAAUGCAUAAACACAAAUUUUUGAGACAAUUUUUUUCAAAGAACAGUAUAUGUAGGCUAUGCAUGUAAAUCCAUUCAUCCAUUCAUGGUCUGCUCAUUAGGGUAUUUGUUUAAAAAUCACCUUUCAGUAUUAAAAAGCAGCUCUCUACAGCUAAUGGUGAAUACAAGGUUUUAGAUUGUGAUUGUCAAGUUUGUCGCAUUUGACCAAAAACCUCUCUCAGGACUGUCUAAGCUUUGCUUUUUAUAUUUCAUUUGUCGGCUGUGUCAAAACAGGUUUGCCUUCAAAAGGACACGAGACGUCUGAAAGAACGCAUUUGUAUAGAAACUGAUCGCGCUUUAUGAAGACGAUGAGUUCAAGAUUAUAAAUACAGAAUAUUAGUGAAGGGCAGUCAACUGUUUACUUUGAGCCCCAGUAUUUAAAUAUCACUGUAUAAAACCUGAUGGAUUGUGGAAAUGGAUCCUGGAGCACAAAGAUGAACCAAACCUCUGUAGCUAUGUUUGUGCGAUUGCUCACUGUGCUAGUUUGUAAUUGGAAACACACACACGCACUCACACACACACGCACACACACAAACACACACACGCACGCACACACUCAGUUGUCAAAUGAUGAAACAACAACUUGUGAAGUUGCGGCUGAUUCUUGAUGUCUACAAAAUACACUUGUAUGCAUAAUGCCAGCAGUAGCUAAUGUUUGUAAUGAGAUGAUUGUUCAAAUAAGGCUGAAACGGAUGUUUCUGACCAUUCACAGUAUGAUGAAAUACAUUCUGAUUGUUAUUUGUAGAAAUUGACUUUGGACACAAAUAUUAGCUUCAUCGGUUCAAAGACCAACUGCAAUCUCUUGCACCCAUAUUUGCAGUAAAUAUGUUUUGCAAAUAGUUUUGUAUGUUUAAUUGUGUUACUUAAAAUAUUAAGUCAAAUAAAAUGAUGUGGACUGGAUAUAACAAAUGUUCACUUUUUCUAAAGCCUGGCGAUAUCAACAUUGAUGGUAAUUAUUUUGCAAAGGGACAAACUGACAAAAAGAAAGUGAAUAUGCAUACAUGUCAUGUUUAAUCCACCGUGCUGAAUUAGGGCGGAACUAUUUGGUGAGUUUGGCCAUGACCACCUUUUGUCACUCUCUGGCCACCUCACUGUGACUUUUCUGCCAUUUACACACGAAGCCAAUAUUUUUAGAACCCUUAAUAUUCUGCCACAAUUAAUGUAGAGUACAUAUUGAAAGAAUAAACAUACAAUUGAAAGCAAAGCAACGACAAAGGAAACGUCAGCAAGAGGAACCUCGAAAGCUUUCAUAAACAAUUUAUAUUUGCCACCCUGAUAUUUUUCCUUCGAGAGUAACCUGCACAAAUCUUACAAUUAGAGCAAACAAUAGAAAACACAGAGAAAAUGUUGGCAGCGCCAGUUUACACACCGCCAAAUAUUUUGCUACGAUUUUGUAGGAUAUGUGCAACCACGAUGUGAAAACUACAUUUCCCAAAACAAACAAUAAAAUUGCAUUUUGUAGCUCA